This is a messenger RNA of Enhydra lutris kenyoni (northern sea otter), 1554 nucleotides long. RefSeq names its product dysbindin domain containing 1. NCBI's taxonomy places the organism in Eukaryota, Metazoa, Chordata, Mammalia, Carnivora, Mustelidae. Gene Ontology annotation, biological process: negative regulation of protein kinase activity. Bases 16 to 492 code for a protein of 158 amino acids. The record is from RefSeq and is a predicted model, not a curated record. Gene Ontology annotation, cellular component: cytoplasm. The transcript has 4 exons.
GACCCCGCCGGCCGCAUGGAGCCCCCGGAGGGCGCCGGCCCGGGAGAAAUAGUUAAGGACGUGGAGGCACCACAGGCAGCCCUGGGCACCCUGGCCCAUGGGAAAGGGGACAGCUGCCACUCGCCCACAGCUGAGGAGGAGGUGGGCAUCCCAAUACCAGCCCCGGGGCUCCUGCAGGUCACAGAGAGGAGGCAGCCCCUGAGCAGCGUCUCCUCCCUAGAGGUGCACUUUGACCUCCUCGACCUCACCGAGCUGACUGACAUGUCCGACCAGGAGCUGGCCGAGGUCUUUGCUGACUCAGACGACGAAAGCCUGGCUGGGGAGUCGCCAGCAGGCCUGCACCCGCUGCCCAGGGCCGGCUGUCUGCGCUCCCCCUCCUGGACACGAACCAGGGCCGAGCAGAACCGAGAGAAGCAGCCACUUGGUGACCCAGAGCACCGGCCAGCGAUUGCAGACACAUUUCUUACCGUGGAGAGGCCCAAGGAGGACUAGGCCAGCUGGCCCUGGGGCCAAGGCAGUGCCCAUCUGGACAGUUCCGACCCCUCGGACAUUCUGCCCACCCCAUGUGGCUCUGGGCCAGGUUCUUGGGGUGCUCCAGCACAAGCACAGCCCAGUGGCCUUAUGUCCCGCUCCCUUCCAGUCCUCGGAUCAGGGACAACGGACCUGAGGAGGUGGGAGUGACCUAGGCCUCUUGGAAACUUCUGUCCACAGGACUGGUGCUCUCAUCUGCCAGAAGAUUCCCGAGUGGGUGCGGGGUGAGGGGGACCUACGCCAGAGAGAGCUUCUCUGCAAAACCCCCAGGGUCUCAGGGUUCCGGUCUGGGAAUGGGCACACCAUGCUCUGGCCCAUGGGAUACUCUGAUAUCCAGCCAAGAAUGUGGGUAGGGGAGUCCGUCCUGAACACCACCACCUUCCUUUCAAUCCCAUCCUCUUCCAGGGUGCAUCACUGGCACCGGGGCCUCCUCCCCAGACCCUAAGACCCUGCUCGUCUUAGUUCCUGUGGGACAGCCGGGCCCACCAUCCUCGGCUCCGAACACCUAAUGUGGCACGACCACCUCAGACUGUGGGUGGGGGAGUAGGCACGCGGGGUCUGCCCUUGGCAGGGACACAUCCCCACAGCCUAUCAAAAAUGCACACAGAGGCAUGCACAGCCCUAGAUCUGUGCCCCUGGCUAGCGUCCUCACCUGGGGUAGCACAGCCCGAGGGGGGCUUGGAACAUGCGGGACCCCCAGCACGGCCCCCAACUUAGAGGGCACCAGGCUCAGCUGCUCCAACUGCCGCUUUCUAUGACCUAAGGGACUGGAGAGGCUCUGGUCUGACAGCAAGUCCAAGAAGUUUUCAAAUAAAUGUGUGAGUUUGCUUUCGGUGCCCAGGCCAACCUGCCCUGACCCAUUCCCCACUCACACACUUCUAGGGAAGGGAAACCUGUUCUGCUGUGGCCCUGGGCGUGCCCUCGGCCCGCUUGGCACAGUAAAUGCAAGGUCCCCGCUGAGAAAACAGGCCUCAGAAAUGCUGAGGGACUUUGCCUGCACCCUCUACACCAUGAGCACCAAUU